Molecule: messenger RNA, 1083 nt
Organism: Rotaria sp. Silwood1
Lineage: Eukaryota; Metazoa; Rotifera; Eurotatoria; Philodinida; Philodinidae
Source: the annotation of a GenBank genome assembly
AUGCCUGUUAAAGUACGCAAAAUUUUAGAACAAGUCGGCGAUAAUCCUGUUGUCAAAAUUCAACUUGGUCGUACACCAGUCGAAGCUGUUUUAAUUCUUUUUCUUAAUAUUCUCAGUUCUUGGAAAUUUGCUAAUAAAAAAAUUGAACUUGGCUAUGAUGAAAUUUAUCACAACUAUUUACUUAUUACUAUUCAGAACGAAAAAAAACUGAAUGUGUUGCAAAGAAUGGUUGAAGCUUCAAAAAGAACUGUUGGUAGUAUUGUUUACAAACUUGAAAAAGCUCAUCGUGUUCGUCUCAUGAAACCAGUAUUUCCUACUGAAUUUGUCGAUGUAUUCGAUAUUCCACUUACACCUAAUAAAACAUUUACAUUAAACCGAUUGAUAACUACAGCAUCAAACAUAGAUAAACAUUUUUAUACAUAUGAUGCUGCCAAUAAUAAUAUGUGUCAAACAUUUGUGGAAAAUAUUGUUGAUAUUAAUGGUUUAACAUCAAAUAUUAUUGAAAAUACAACACGAAUAGCUCUUAAACCACAAGAUGCUAAAGUACUUGUUGCUACACUGGGUAGUCGAAGUGAUAUUGUUAAACACAUUACAGAUCUAGGUGGCACAGUGGAUAAAUGGAUAUUUGAUCAUAAAAUUAAAUGGAAAAAACCACUGGUUAAAGAAUUUGUACUUAUUGGCAACAUGCAUGUUAAAGCAAAAAAUGAUAUUACAAAUAGCAAUACAGAUAAUAUUACAAAUAGCACUAUCGUUGAUAUUCAAAGGAGCAGUGAUAAUACUACUGUUAUAAAUGGAAUGACAGAUACUGUCAUCGAAAAUGCUGAUGAUGCAUUUAACGCUGUUGUUGCACUUGAGGAAGAUGAAAAGAAGGAAAAACGAAACCAACUGAUCAUAAUUAUUUUUAGUGUUCUACUUGUCAUUUUACUAUGUGUUGGUGCUAUUAUUUUUAUCUUUUUCAUAUGGCAAAAUCGAAAAAAUGAGCUUAUGGAAAAAGAAUCAACCGGUGAUGUACAGGAUAAGCCGAAAAGCGAGUCAAGCUCGUCCGUAGUUACUUAUGUGAAUGGCAAUGAAAAGAAAUAUUAA